Molecule: messenger RNA, 6494 nt
Organism: Vidua chalybeata
Lineage: Eukaryota; Metazoa; Chordata; Aves; Passeriformes; Viduidae
Product: antigen WC1.1-like
Exons: 17
Coding region: 83-6310 (2075 amino acids)
Cellular component (GO): membrane
Source: RefSeq, a predicted model, not a curated record
UGAGGUGAGGCGGUGUCCCUGUGCAGAUGCCGUGGAGCUGAGGCUGGCGGGCGGCAGCAGUCCCUGUGCCGGGAGGGUGGAAAUGAAGCUGCAGGGACAGUGGGGCUCGGUGACAGAUGACACCUGGGACCUGAAGGACGCCGAGGUGGUUUGCCAGCAUGUGGGCUGUGGCUCGGCUUCCGGUGCCUACUACGCCCUUGACACCUUCGGUUUAGGUGUUGGGCUCAUCAGCCUGGCCCUGGUGGACUGCAGUGGGAACGAGGCCACACUCUUGGACUGCAAAAUCCGAGGCUGGGGACCCUAUAACAGCAGCAUUCAUGACUUGGACAUUGCCGUUUUCUGCCAAGGGUUCUCCCGGCUAGUCGGAGGUGAUGGAGCCUGUGCCGGGCGUCUGGAGGUGCGUCAGGGCCGGGCCUGGGUCGGUGUCUGUGAGGAUCAGGUGGACAUGAAGGCGGCCCAGGUGGUGUGCAGGGAGCUGGGCUGCGGUGAGGCGCUCGCCAUCCCUGGCCGUGCUGGAUUUGGGAGAGGAUCAGGAUCAUUCUGGGACAGGGGCUUCCAGUGCAAUGGCAGCGAGCCCCUCCUCAGUGCCUGUGCCCGGCGUCCAGCCCACAGGCAGGGCUGCACCGGCCCUGCCAGCGUCACCUGCUCGUCCUACACGGGCUUCCGGCUGGGCAACAGCAGCUCGGGAUGCUCCGGGCGAGUGGAGGUGGCGGUGCGGGGCACGUGGGGAUCCGUCUGCGCCAGCGAGUGGGACCUGGCCGACGCGCACGUCCUGUGCCGCCAGCUGGGCUGCGGCCGCGCCUUCAGCGUGCCCCCGGGAGGCUCCUUCGGCAGCGGGGAGGGGCCGCUGCGGCCGGACGCCUUCGGCUGCAGCGGGAGCGAGCGGCACCCGGGCGAGUGCCCCGUGGCCGUGCUGGGGAAGCCGCCCUGUGCGCCGGGAAACGCCGCCGCCGUCAACUGCUCAGGCAGUGUCGAGUCCCUGCGGCUGGUGGAAGGUGAGACCCGGUGCGAUGGGUUUCUGGAGAUGGCCGUAAGCACCGGGGCGUGGCACCGUGUACCAGGAGAGGUUUCGCCCGUACGGAAUUUCAGCAAAGUGUGCUGGGAGCUGGGCUGUGGAGGACUGGACAGGACUGAUGCUGUCCAUGGUCAGAUCUACCUGUUGGAUGUCAACACGACGGAGAAGCCCAUGACAGAACGGGUGAUUCCAACCAUCAUGGACACAACCCCCAAUGUGACCACUGGGACAAUUGGCGAUGAUAAUUUUGGGUAUGAAAGGGAAUUUGUCACGACUGCAGCAGCUGACAUCCCUCAUGGGAGCUACACUGUGUGCUCAGGUGGGUGUUGCGAGAGGGGCCGGAGGUGGCGGUGCCCCAGGCAGCCACCCCAGCCCAUGCCUUCCGUGCCCACAGGCAGCCGGCAGGUGAGGCUGGUGGGGAGCUCUGGGCGCUGUGCCGGGCGCGUGGAGGUCUAUUCCGGUGGCAGCUGGAGCUCCGUGUGCCAGGAAGGCUGGGACCUGCAGGACGCCGCCGUUGUCUGCCGGCAGCUGGGCUGUGGCAGGGCACUGGAUGCGCCGAGCUCGGCACGCUCGGGCGCCGUCCCAGGGCCGCUGUGGCCGUACAUCCCCGACUGCUCCGGGUCCGAGGAGUCUCUCUGGGAAUGCGGGCGCACGGAACGGCGCCAGUGCGGGCGCGGCGGCGGGGCAGGGGCCGUCUGCUCAGGUCAGUGCCGGGCACCCCCAGAUCAGGGCCCAGCAGAGGCCCCGGGGGGUUCCUGGCCGUGCCGUGACCCCCCUGCACCCCUUGCAGAGCAGCUCCUCGUGCAGCUGGCAGGAGGCCACGGGCGCUGCCGGGGCUACCUGGAGGUGUCCUACAACGGCACCUGGGGCCGCGUGUGUGCCAGCGGCACCAGCAGCGGCACCGCCGCCGCCGUCUGCCGCCAGCUGGGCUGUGGGGACCAGGGCUCGCUCUCACCUGUCCCCUCCCAGCAGCCAUCCCUUGCGUGGCUGGCCUGGGUGGGCUGUGAGGACGGGGCCCGCUCGCUCUGGGGGUGCCCCUCGGCCCCCUGGCACCUGCAGAGCUGUGGCACCGACGGGUACGCACAAGUGGAGUGUGAGGAGGACAGUGAUGGCACCUCUGAUGGACACAGCGCCCCAUAUCCAGAGGGUGCCACCAGCACAGGUAGCUCUGCCCGUGCCUGCAUCCCCCACAGCGGGCUGGCUGGGAUCCCCCUCCCCUCAGUGCCUGCCCGUGUCCCCACAGGUGUCCCCAGCAGAACGCCCUCAGCAGUGGCCCUGGGGACUGUGCCUGUGCCCACUGUGCUGUGCGUGGUGCUGGGGACGCUGCUGUGCCUGGCCCUGGGUGCCCUGGCCCUGCUGCUGUGCCGUGCCCGUGCCCGACACCGAGGCCCUGGCAAAGCUGCAGAUGCCACCUCCAUCGCUGUCUACGAGGAGCUGGAUUACAAAGCCAUGCCAGAGUACCAGGAGGUGCCCACUCCCCCAGGUUCCCUGUCGGAGGGAUGGGUGAAGAAGCUGCCGUAUUACACCGGGGACAGCGUGGAGGGGAGUGACUCUGAGGCAGCACCAGAUCCCCCUGCCCAGCCCGAGCAAGGAAGCCCGGAUGGCUACGACGAUGCCCUGGAUGUGCCACAGGAGGCCCCUGCUCCCAGCACGGGGGACAUCUCUGAGGGAGUGGCACGGCAGAAGUGGAUCUGUGUCCUCCCCACAGGUGGGAUCUCGUCCCCUCCAAGUUCCCCAGGAGCCACCAAGGACCCCACGGAUCAGCCCCCUGGGCACAUGGACUAUGAUGAUGUGGGCUGCAGCGCCCUGGGGACACUGCCGUGGCUGGGCUGGGAAUGGCUCUGGUUGUUGGAAGGACUUGUCCUAAAGGAGGGGAGGUCUCCUGAAGGAGGGGAGCGCCUUCCUGCCCCCCUGCAGCACCCCGCGGUGGCAGGGCAGCCGGGCCAUGGCCCCUGCCUGCGGCACGUCGUGCUCCAGGAGGUUCCCGAUCUUCAGGGCGGGCUGCAGAGCCCGGAGCGCGUCCAGAUCCUGCAGCAGGGCCUGGCUGAAGCCGUCCGUGCUCAGCCUGGGCGUGCAGGAGGCAGGAGAAGAGGAGAAGGCUCCGGGGAGCUGCGUCUGGUGGGCGGCGGCGGGCGCUGUGCCGGGCGCGUGGAGGUGAAGCACGGCGGUGAGUGGGGCUCCGUGUGCGUCUUCGACUACGACGGGGCAGCUCUCUGGGCCGUGGUGGUGUGCCGGCAGCUGGGCUGUGGCCGGGUGGCCAGGGCGUCCCCGUACGCCCCGUUCGGGCAGGGCAGUGGGCGGAUCUGGCUGCAGCCCUUCUUCUGCUUGGGAACCGAGGAUACGCUGGAGGAGUGUCCGCACUUCGGAUGGGGACGGCACUUCUGCGGCCACGAGCGGGACGUGGGGGUGACCUGCACAGAUGCCGUGGAGCUGAGGCUGGCGGGCGGCAGCAGUGCCUGUGCCGGGAGGGUGGAGGUGAAGCUGCAGGGACAGUGGGGCUCGGUGGCUGACGACAACUGGGACAUGGAGGACGCCGAGGUGGUUUGCCAGCAUGUGGGCUGUGGCUCGGCUUCCGGUGCCUACUACGCCCGUGACACCUUCGGUUUAGAUGUUGGGCUCAUCAGCCUGGCCCUGGUGGACUGCAGUGGGAAGGAGGCCACACUCUUGGACUGCACCAUCCGUGGCUGGGGACCCUAUAACAGCAGCAUUCAUGAGUUUGACACUGCCGUUUUCUGCCAAGGUAGGAGCUGGGCUUGGGGGGGACGGGGCACUUCCUGCACAUCCCUUGACACUGCUCCUGCAGGGUUCUCCCGGCUAGUCGGAGGUGAUGGAGCCUGUGCCGGGCGUCUGGAGGUGCGUCAGGGCCGAGCCUGGGUCGGUGUCUGUGAGGAUCAGGUGGACAUGAAGGCGGCUCAGGUGGUGUGCAGGGAGCUGGGCUGCGGUGAGGCGCUCGCCAUCCCUGGCCGUGCUGGAUUUGGGAGAGGAUCAGGAUCAUUCUGGGACAGGGGCUUCCAGUGCAAUGGCAGCGAGCCCCUCCUCAGUGCCUGUGCCCGGCGUCCGGCCCACAGGCAGGGCUGCACCGGCCCUGCCAGCGUCACCUGCUCGUCCUACACGGGCUUCCGGCUGGGCAACAGCAGCUCGGGAUGCUCCGGGCGAGUGGAGGUGGCGGUGCGGGGCACGUGGGGAUCCGUCUGCGCCAGCGAGUGGGACCUGGCCGACGCGCACGUCCUGUGCCGCCAGCUGGGCUGCGGCCGCGCCUUCAGCGUGCCCCCGGGAGGCUCCUUCGGCAGCGGGGAGGGGCCGCUGCGGCCGGACGCCUUCGGCUGCAGCGGGAGCGAGCGGCACCCGGGCGAGUGCCCCGUGGCCGUGCUGGGGAAGCCGCCCUGUGCGCCGGGAAACGCCGCCGCCGUCAACUGCUCAGGCAGUGUCGAGUCCCUGCGGCUGGUGGAAGGUGAGACCCGGUGCGAUGGGUUUCUGGAGAUGGCCGUAAGCACCGGGGCGUGGCACCGUGUACCAGGAGAGGUUUCGCCCGCACGGAAUUUCAGCAAAGUGUGCUGGGAGCUGGGCUGUGGAGGACUGGACAGGACUGAUGCUGUCCAUGGUCAGAUCUACCUGUUGGAUGUCAACACGACGGAGAAGCCCAUGACAGAACGGGUGAUUCCAACCAUCAUGGACACGACCCGCAAUGUGACCACUGGGACCAUUAGCGAUGAUAAUUUUGGGUAUGAAAGGGAGUUUGUCACGACUGCAGCAGCUGACAUCCCUCAUGGGAGCUACACUGUGUGCUCAGGUGGGUGUUGCGAGAGGGGCCGGAGGUGGCGGUGCCCCAGGCAGCCACCCCAGCCCAUGCCUUCCGUGCCCACAGGCAGCCGGCAGGUGAGGCUGGUGGGGAGCUCUGGGCGCUGUGCCGGGCGCGUGGAGGUCUAUUCCGGUGGCAGCUGGAGCUCCGUGUGCCAGGAAGGCUGGGACCUGCAGGACGCCGCCGUUGUCUGCCGGCAGCUGGGCUGUGGCAGGGCACUGGAUGCGCCGAGCUCGGCGCGCUCGGGCGCCGUCCCAGGGCCGCUGUGGCCGUACAUCCCCGACUGCUCCGGGUCCGAGGAGUCUCUCUGGGAAUGCGGGCGCACGGAACGGCGCCAGUGCGGGCGCGGCGGCGGGGCAGGGGCCGUCUGCUCAGGUCAGUGCCGGGCACCCCCAGAUCAGGGCCCAGCAGAGGCCCCGGGGGGUUCCUGGCCGUGCCGUGACCCCCCUGCACCCCUUGCAGAGCAGCUCUCCGUGCAGCUGGCAGGAGGCCACGGGCGCUGCCGGGGCUACCUGGAGGUGUCCUACAACGGCACCUGGGGCCGCGUGUGCGCCAGCGGCACCAGCAGCGGCACCGCCGCCGCCGUCUGCCGCCAGCUGGGCUGUGGGGACCAGGGCUCGCUCUCACCUGUCCCCUCCCAGCAGCCAUCCCUUGCGUGGCUGGCCUGGGUGGGCUGUGAGGACGGGGCCCGCUCGCUCUGGGGGUGCCCCUCGGCCCCCUGGCACCUGCAGAGCUGUGGCACCGACGGGUACGCACAAGUGGAGUGUGAGGAGGACAGUGAUGGCACCUCUGAUGGACACAGCGCCCCAUAUCCAGAGGGUGCCACCAGCACAGGUAGCUCUGCCCGUGCCUGCAUCCCCCACAGCGGGCUGGCUGGGAUCCCCCUCCCCUCAGUGCCUGCCCGUGUCCCCACAGGUGUCCCCAGCAGAACGCCCUCAGCAGUGGCCCUGGGGACUGUGCCUGUGCCCACUGUGCUGUGCGUGGUGCUGGGGAUGCUGCUGUGCCUGUCCCUGGGUGCCCUGGCCCUGCUGCUGUGCCGUGCCCGUGCCCGACGCCGAGGCCCUGGCAAAGCUGCAGAUGCCACCUCCGAUGCUAUUUACGAGGAGCUGGAUUACAAAGCCAUGCCAGAGUACCAGGAGGUGCCCACUCCCCCAGGUUCCCUGUCGGAGGGAUGGGUGAAGAAGCUGCCGUAUUACACCGGGGACAGCGUGGAGGGGAGUGACACCAUGGCAGCGCCAGAUCCCCCUGCCCAGCCCGAGCAAGGAAGCCCGGAUGGCUACGACGAUGCCCUGGAUGUGCCACAGGAGGCCCCUGCUCCCAGCACGGGGGACAUCUCUGAGGGAGUGGCACGGCAGAAGUGGAUCUGUGUCCUCCCCACAGGUGGGAUCUCGUCCCCUCCAAGUUCCCCAGGAGCCACCAAGGACCCCACGGAUCAGCCCCCUGGGCACAUGGACUAUGAUGAUGUGGGCUGCAGCGCCCUGGGGACACUGCCGUGAGGAUGUCCUGGCCAUGCCACAGCCCUGGGGACACGUGUGUGGCAGUGUGGUGGGGCCCUGCCCAUGGAAGUCAGCCCUCGCUGUCCAGCACUGCAGGAAAGCAGCUCCUGUGUAGGGAUUUUCUUUGAUUUCAGUGUGAAUUUCCCUUUUUUCCUAUUAAAAUCCAAACUGGUCAGAGACUCAC